CCAGACUGCUUUAUGUCUGGCAGCAGAGACCAUGCGCGGUCGCCAUAUUACGGAGCACCCCUCCCCUUCAGUCCCGUCACAGGCAGCACAGAGCCACAGCAGCGGUGCAGGAGGCAGGCUACAUACUGAACAACGCUACCGCUGGGGAGGACCAGUGAUACAGCAAAACCAACACCAAAACGAGGAUUCAGUGGAAUGGAUUGAACCUUUCUACGCCGCUAAUAAGUGAUCGUAUUCGGUUUUACAUUGCUGUGCACCGGAUGAAAGGUUGCUUGUUUACAUUUUCUUUAUUUGAGCAGUUUCAGCAGCUAAAGCGACUCGCUAUAGUCUGUGUUUAGCUAGCCGGUGAUGGAGACUGGCAGCUAGCUAGCUGACGUUACUCCUCUGUCAGGCUAGCAUCUAUAUAAAGCUAACUUACUGAGCAGCUAUUUGCUUUUAGUACGAGUGGCAACAUAGUUUCUCAUUAGAAAACCUACAAAAUGUUAGCUUGUGCUUAACAAAGCCACAAACUGAUACCACUGGUGGUUAGCCGGUGAAUUAACACUGGCAUCAGCUGACGUUAGCUCGCUAGCUACUCAGCAAGCGACUACUAGCUUCUCUUGCCUCGCUAACUAUCACCGGAAAACAACGAAUCGUGUUUGAGAGGCUGAACAUAUUUGCACAACUUUUCCUGAUAUUUGCAAACAGCCAAUACUUGGAUGAAAUAUUCAUUUUUGAUCGUGUUGUCUGUUAUUUGAAGUUCAGUCAAAACGGCGCCGUUAACGAGCUGCAACCUUAUUGCAUACUGUCAGAGACUAACUACCCCCCGGAUUCUCUCGAAAUGCAUCAUCCGGACCCUGCAGGAGACUCUGGCGGUGUUAGAAAGAUGGCGCACCCGGCUGUCUUUCACAGAAGGGGUAGCAACACAGGCAGCGGGAGCGGCUCCGUGCUGUCAACACCGGCAAACCCCGUGGUCAAUAACAGCCAUGUCCCAGCCGAUGAUUAUCAACCCUCCCUGUUGAUUCAGUGCCAACCCCCUGCUGGUUCAUCCUCCCCGGGUCCCCAUCAUAUACCACCCCUCAGCCUGAAUCUGCAUUCCCAGCCCCAGCCCACACAGUUGGCUGGGGCUCAGAUAAAAAAGAAGAGUGGCUUCCAGAUCACAAGUGUGACUCCAGCUCAAAUAUCUGUGAGCACCAACAACAGUAUUGCAGAGGACACAGAAAGCUAUGAUGACCUGGAUGAGUCCCACACAGAGGAUCUCUCUUCUUCUGAAAUCCUGGAUGUGUCCCUCUCCCGAGCUAAUGACAUAGUGGGAGCAGAGAGAAGCUCUUCGGAGGAGACACUGAAUAAUUUCCAUGAAGCUGACACCCCUGGAGCUGUCUCCCCCAACCAGCCUUCACACCCUCAUGCCCUGAACCAGACUCAACAGCAUUGUGGGGGCAUGGUGAACGGGACUGUGCACCAUCACCAUCAACAUGUUCAUCAUCCUAACCAUACCCAGGUCUACCCUCUGUCCUCUGGGCCUGGCAGCACCCCAUCUGCCCUCAUUUCUGGAGCUUUACCCAGUGUCACCCAGAAAAUGCCUGUCCCUCAAGAGAAUGUUUCACAGGCUGUCCCUCCAAGUAUUGUUGCUCAGCCUGUGGGGGUUGUGGCUCUGGGAUCUCUCCCUGGAAUGCACAGCUCUGCUACGGGCAGUACAGUUAGCAUAGUUAAUCCCCAGACCAGCACUGUUAGUAAUGUGAAUAUGUUUAGCUCUGCCAACGUGCCUGUGAGAGGGGGGAUGAGCACAAGUGCUAGCAGUAACAGUGGUGGCUUUCCUCUCAAUGUGAUGAGCAGCAGUGGGGGGAGUGGAGGUGCUGUUGCAGCUGGGGGUAACCUUAUAACCACCACCACCACUAAUGUCAGCAUGAUCCAGCAACACCAAAACAUCCACUCCAACAUCAAUAUGACUACUACGGCUGCUGCUGCGGUCAGUGCCUCUGGAGGGAUUGGAUUCUCCGGUGGGAUCCAGGGAAGAGUUGGAUCUGCCGUGCUGCAGCCUGCGAGCACAUUCAUCACAGCUGUGGCCCCUGUACCAUCUGCUCCUGCCCAGCCUGCCCCAGCUCCGGCCCUUGCGGUGGCUACUACCAGCUCUCGCUUCCGGGUGGUGAAGCUGGACUCUAGCUCUGAACCCUUUAAGAAGGGCAGAUGGACAUGCACUGAAUUCUACGACAAGGAGGCCCCAGCCUCCGCUCCCAGCUCCGCUGCGUCUGAAACUGGCUCUCUCAACAUGCGCCAGUUUGUCUCUGAGAGCUUUGCUGGGGCCUCAGAGCGGGAAAGCACAAGUGGUAGUUCUGUGAGUAGCACUAUGAGUACAUUGAGCCAUUAUACUGAAAGUCUGUGCAGUGCAGAGGCUGGGGGACCCCCAGUACCCCAGCAUACCCAGGAUUACGCCUCCCCUCCGCAGGGUUUUCAAGGAACGCUCCCCAGUGGCUUAAGCAUGGGAGUAUCCCAACCUCUCAUGCACCCGCAGGAUAUUACCCAUUCACAUGUGAAGACUACUGUGGCCCCCUCGGCUCCCACUAACAUCCAUCAGCCUGCUCCCAUGACAGGCCUCCAGGCCGCCAUCCCUACGUCUGCUUUACCCCACCAUCAGCUCACUUAUGCCCAGGCAGUUGCUAAUCAGCCCUUAGGCUCCACACAGGGCCUAGUGGGUGUUCAGCAGCAGCAGGGAGGCUAUGCCACUCUGCCACAGCAAUCACCUGCUACCCCCCAAGCAGCCACAGGGCAGGUGAGGCCAUCUGAGUACACCCAUCCACACCAUGGUGUCCCCCAGACUGCUGCUUCUCAACCUCUGUCCAACCAAUCUGGAUCAGCUGCCUCCGGGUCUGCUAACAGCAUAUGUCAGAUGAUGGGAGGCCUGCAGCAGUCACAGGCACUCCUUCACACACAGCCCUCCUCCCUUCAGGCCUCCAGUAUGCCCCAUCAUGUUGGCGCACCAGGUCUUGGCCAGCAGCCUCAGAGCCACCCAGGCCACCUGGAUUGCCAGCAGCAGACGCCACAGUCACUCCCAACACAAAUCCAAAACCCGGGCCUGGGACCCCAGCAUCCCACAACAGUCCAUCAGAGCCAAGUGUCUGCAUCAAGUGUGCCUCCUCCCAACCCUCAGAACUCCCCCCAGCCCCAAGCUCACAACACUGGGAAUAGUGGUCGGAUGGCCCCGCAGGGUGUUCUACAUGGCCAGCUGUCUUGUGUCGGCUUGUCCCAGGACCACAGCAGCGCCCUGGCGCUGGCUCAUGCUGCCCAGGCCAGCGCCCUCUAUGCCAGUCUGCCCACCUUCACCACUACUCAGCUGCAGGAUGCCCAGCGGCUGCUCCUCCAGCACCAGUCGGCUUUGUUAGGGCUGCCUAAGCUUUCCGUAGGGGAGGCUGGAUUUGGAUCCAGUGCUGGCCAGGGGCAGGAAGCUGAGGGCAACGCCGCUACCACCAGUGCCUUAACUGCAUCAGCUGGUCUCAGGACUGUUGAUGGAGAGGAGGAUGGUUCGUCAGGAGCCAGCGUUGUGGCCAUAGACAACAAGAUUGAACAAGCAAUGGACCUGGUGAAGAGUCACCUGAUGUAUGCUGUGCGUGAGGAGGUGGAAGUCCUAAAGGAGCAGAUCAAGGAGCUGAUCGACCGUAACUCCCAGUUGGAGCAGGAGAACACCCUGUUGAAGACGCUGGCCAGCCCAGAGCAGAUGGCCCAGUUCCAGGCACAGGUUCAGACCGGCACCCCGCCUGCUCCUCCAACGGCUGCCACACCAGGACCCCCAAGCACCGCCGCCCUUGCCCAGCCCACCUUGCACAGCUCUGGCCCGUCGGCGUAGCCUGGUCUGCACAGCCUUGACUGACUGACUAAAUGUUUUUUUCAGUUCUGCUACAGCAGCAGAGCUAACCUUGCCUUCUACAAUAGGAGGUUACGCUGUUAAGACAAGAAUUUGCACAUAUUUAUCUCUCAGAAGGAUGCAGCCAGCGGGACGACCAAUGCGGCGCUUUACAGCACGGUGGUGGAGGGUGACACUCUUGAGAUGCUGUGGGGGGGGGAAAUCAAUGAGGAUUGAAUCAUCGAACAUUUGCCAAAUAACCCUUGGACAUAUCAACUAGAAUGUCUUACCAAGAAGAAACAAAAAUGCUUAUCAGUGGCGAUAAUAUCCUUAGCUAUAGAUCAUUUAAAAAAAAUCACUGUGCCUGUGUCUGGAUUUUAAGUGAUGUCGAUUUUACUGAUGAUGGCGAUGGAAGAGUAGGAGGUCGAAGAUUGUAUUAGUUGUUACCUUUUUUGCUGAAUGAUGUAAAUAAAAGUGAGUCUCUCUUAAGGCUAUUUCCUAAAGUUACGGAUCGGUUUGAGAGGGAGAAAAAAGCCUUCAGAGUGACAAAUGAAGAAUGUGAGCUAUUAUUAUGACGAAGUCCCCAUCUGGAAUGGGGAAGGGGUGGGAUGGUAUUUUGAACAACACAUGACAGCAUUGAUGGCGUUACUUCAACUGUGGAUUGGUGGGAUGAACAAAACGUGGUUUCUUAUGGAGAUGAUAUUCUAUUUCAGUAUUUCACUUUCAAGCUCCUCAUUUUGCCCUAAACAAAGCUCAUCAUUGCUGUUUUCUCAACCCUGCAGUGGCAUGUAAUUUAAACCUUAUUUGACAGGGUUGAGACAUUGGGCUUAGCUGCAUUCUCUCUUUUUCCUAAAAGUUUGAUGGGCAGAAGAUGAUGUAUAUUUCUGUAUAGUGUAAGUACCAUGUAAAAUAGUAAGGAGAGGGAGAAAAACAACAGAGGCUAUCUUGGUCACACAGAUUGAUGCGGGAUGAGCGAGGAACGCGCUGGUCUUGCCCAGUCUGUCGUCUAUUUUUAAUGCUGUAUUUUCAAGACUGGAUGCACAGGAGUUACGGUUAUUUAACUUGAGAACACAACAGUCAACAAAGUUGUUCAUAUCCUUUACUGCAACAAUAACUUUUACUGUAAAAUCAUUUUCAUUUUUCUUUCUGGAGUAUUGGAUUUCUUUUUUUUUUUUUUGACAGUGAAGUACUUUUGGAUGAACAAUAUCUUAAAACUCAACGGUUUUUUUUUUUCAUUCUGUGUAUCAGUUGUAUGCUCAUGUUCUGUGCAUGUUUCGGCAAAGACUGGAAGAAAUAUUGUAACAUCCGACCACAAUUGCACUUGACGGUUGCACAUCACAACUUUCAAUAAACAUGCUUAAGGAAGAAUAAC
Messenger RNA from Cottoperca gobio, 5189 nucleotides. RefSeq names its product TSC22 domain family, member 1 (gene tsc22d1). Gene Ontology annotation, cellular component: nucleus; cytosol. Gene Ontology annotation, biological process: positive regulation of cell population proliferation; regulation of transcription by RNA polymerase II; negative regulation of apoptotic process. The record is from RefSeq and is a predicted model, not a curated record. The transcript has 3 exons. The coding region runs from base 821 to 3820 and encodes 999 amino acids. NCBI's taxonomy places the organism in Eukaryota, Metazoa, Chordata, Actinopteri, Perciformes, Bovichtidae.